GCAUCUUCUCUCGCGUUAUCUCCUUCGGUCUCCCCACACUCUCUCUGCUGCAGUCUCUUCGCUUUCGGCAAUGGCGCUCUCCCUCAACUCCCUCUCCUCCGUCCUCGCCCGCGAGACGGCGCCCCUCGCCGCCGCCGCCGCCGCCGCCUCCCCGUCGCCCAGGCUCGCCCUGCCGCCGCGCGCCGCCCGGGCGGCCACAGUCCGGGCCGUGACCUCGCCCGCCGCCUCCUCCUCCGCCGGGAAGCGCGAGCCGCGCGGCAUCAUGAAGCCCCGCCCCGUCUCGCCGGAGAUGCAGGCCCUGGUCGGGGUCCCCGAGAUUCCCCGCACCCAGGCGCUCAAGCUGAUUUGGGCCUACAUCAAGGAGCACAAUCUUCAGGACCCUGAGAACAAGAAGGUCAUAAUUUGUGAUGAGAAGCUGAAGAAAAUAUUUGCGGGAAAGACCGAGUUGGGUUCCUUGAGAUUGCAGGAUUGAUCAGUCCUCAUUUCCUCUGAUGGAAUCAAAUGCCCAAUAGGUGAAGUAGAUAAGCGGGGCUAUUUUGUCGAGCGAUCUUUUGCACGCCAGGCGUCUGUUUUGGUCGAAGAUAUCGGUGGAAAAAAUUGCUGGUUCUUGCUCUGUAGUUAUUUUACAGAUUAUCUUCCCAGUAGUUGCUUAAAACUUCUUUGGAUUGCGAGUUUUGGCUGCAAAGUUUAGGCUUUUUAAUGCAUCAGUGGUGGCAUGUUGUGGCUACUACAGAGUAAUUAUUUAAAAUCUCUCCGUUUCUACA
Eucalyptus grandis is the source of this 764-nucleotide messenger RNA. RefSeq lists its product as uncharacterized. Gene Ontology annotation, cellular component: nucleus. Lineage: Eukaryota; Viridiplantae; Streptophyta; Magnoliopsida; Myrtales; Myrtaceae. The record is from RefSeq and is a predicted model, not a curated record. The coding region runs from base 71 to 472 and encodes 133 amino acids. The transcript is spliced from 2 exons.